Messenger RNA from Aethina tumida (small hive beetle), 1083 nucleotides. Its product is annotated as nucleoside diphosphate kinase homolog 5. The record is from RefSeq and is a predicted model, not a curated record. The transcript is spliced from 4 exons. Lineage: Eukaryota; Metazoa; Arthropoda; Insecta; Coleoptera; Nitidulidae. Gene Ontology annotation, biological process: negative regulation of oxidative stress-induced intrinsic apoptotic signaling pathway. The coding region runs from base 101 to 991 and encodes 296 amino acids.
CUAUCAUACAAUAGAAGUCAAUAAUGAUGUUUGAAAAUAUUUUAUAUUAAAUCAAAAAAUUCAUUUGGCAUUAAAAAUUUAAACUCUUAUUUCCACCAUAAUGUAUAACGUAAAAGUGUCAUCAAAGGAUGAAAUUCGAUUGUUAACUGAUAAAAACGAACUUUAUUCAUACCGCAAAGUGCACAGAAAGGACAGUUCUCAGAACUGCAGUUAUUUAGGAGAUACAAUACAUUACUUAUCGCCAGCUACAUCAGGAACAAAUACAGUAUGUGAGGGAGACUUUUUCCGUUAUCUAGAUUUCUUUCCACCUGAACCUGAUGUAUUAUUACCACCAACUUAUCCUUCAACCACUUCAACUUCAAUUUCCUGCAUAGAACCCAAUUAUCAAAGAACUAUUUGCUUAAUUAAACCAGAAGCUAUGGAAUUUAAAGACGUUGUUUUAAGAGAGAUAUUCCAAUCAGGAUUAGAUAUAAUUUCUCAAAGAAAAGUUCAUUUGACUGCUGAACAAGUUUCCGAAAUCUUUUCUCAAUAUUAUGGAACUUAUUUAUUCCCUCAUAUUAUACUGACUCAUAGUAUUGGACCAAUGCUAGUUUUGUCUAUCGGUGGUUUGAACGCUAUCGAGAAAUGGAAACAAUUAGUUGGUCCCAAUAAGAUACUAAGAGAAGAGUGGUUUUUUCCAUAUAGUGUAAGAACUAGAUUUGGAUUACGUGAGGAUUACCCUGAUGUAUUGCACGCCUCUGAAAAUGCGUUAGACUCAAAAAACGAAAAUAUAUAUUUCUUUCCCAGAAAUAUCUUAGAACCAAUUAUGUGUGAUCACGAAAAAGUAGUAGAUUAUCUUACUUUACACAUUAAUAAAACUCUAGAAAAUGGAUUACUUGAAGUUGUAAAAGCCAAACCGCUUGAUCCCGUGAUAUUUUUGGCAGAGUGGUUACUAAAGCAUAAUCCUUAUCAACCUCAGUAUCCUGGAAAUAUUCAUUUAGCUCCAACGUAAUUAAUUACACAAGCAAACACAAAUUUUAUACUAUAUAUUUGUACUACUCAAUUACAUUUCCUAAAAUUUCAAAUAAAUUCUCCCAAUACUUA